Messenger RNA from Annulohypoxylon truncatum, 1554 nucleotides. Its product is annotated as ribosomal protein S5, C-terminal domain-containing protein. The record is from RefSeq and is a predicted model, not a curated record. Gene Ontology annotation, cellular component: ribosome. Gene Ontology annotation, biological process: translation. Lineage: Eukaryota; Fungi; Ascomycota; Sordariomycetes; Xylariales; Hypoxylaceae. Gene Ontology annotation, molecular function: structural constituent of ribosome; RNA binding. Bases 175 to 1458 code for a protein of 427 amino acids. The transcript is spliced from 2 exons.
ACCGGGGAGUGGGUCUAUCGGGGGAUUGUAAAUCCGAAUUAAGUAUCGAGAUUCUGAAAAAUAAUUUCGAUAUGCUUGAUAUGUACCAAUUGAAGGUCCAUACUUCCACGCGACAAUACACCCCGCACGCCAUUGCAGCCAUAAUUGGGCCGAUAUUUAGAGGCUGGGGAUGCGAUGAGCGUAGCAAGACCAGCACGGUGUCUGCUCUCCAGGCGGUUCGCUGUCGUGGCCAAACCAGCAGCACCACCACCGCAAUGUCACGCCUCCUUCCAUAGCUCGGCGCAGCUCGCCUCGAGGCGAAAACCCCGAUUCAAGAGCAUACGAGCUGAGGAAAUGGGUCUUACCACACCGGAGAAGGUGGAGGAAUAUGGCAACAAGACGUUUCCCCGUUAUACGCCGGAAGAGAUGGAGAUCUUACAGAAGAAGUACACACCCGAGCAGAUGGCAGCCCUAGAAGCCGGUGAAGCGGCUAUCGACCCCAGGGAUUUGACGAUACAAGGUCGAGUACGGAGAGACCCUUAUAAAUUGCCGUAUAUGGACGACUUCAGCAAGAUCUACCCCAUUAUCGACAAGCGCCCUAAAAUCUACCCUCCCCCAAACCCACGCGCCCGGUUCAUGACGGAGGAGGAGGACGCCCUUGACCUGGAGAGGCGCCUUGAGGCAUUGAUUCCAAAAGACGUGAAUUUCGAGGGCAUGUCAGCGAAUGAGAUAAAGGGCAUACUAGAGCAGCGCGUCGAUUUCCCGAUGGAGGAAGCGAAGUACUUUCUCGAGCCCGAGACUAUGAUGUACACCAACGGUCCGACGAACUCGGCUGUUGCGCCGGCCCUAGGUAAAAAGUUAGCUGGCGUAGCGGGCCUGUACAAGCCGCCGGUCGAUCCGGCGGAUGAAGGCUUGGACGACCAGGGCAUAUACCAGCAGGUGAAGCGGCGGACGGGCCUGACCGUUCAGGAUAUCCUAAACAUCAGCACCAAGGUCCUCGUCGUCCGUUACGUCCACAACCAGACGCGUUUAGGCAAGAUCCGCAGCACGUGGAUAUUGGCCAUCGCCGGCAACGGCAACGGCCGCCUCGGCGUCGGCGAGGCCAAGUCCGUCGAGCUCGAAGUUGCGAAGCAGAAGGCGAAGCUCCUUGCCAUCCAGAACAUGCAGCCGAUCCGCAGGUAUGAGAGUCGGACGAUUUACGGCUCGGUGAAGGGCAAGGUCGGCGCGACCAUCGUCCAAAUCGACGCCCGUCCACCUGGAUUUGGCCUGCGCGCCUCCCAUCGUCUCUUCGAGAUCUUCCGCGCCGUGGGCAUCAAAGACAUAGCGGCCAAGAUGCCGCGGUCAAGAAACCCAAUGAACUCUGUCAAGGCCUGCGUACAGGCUCUGCUAAGCCAGAAGGAUCCCGAGGAGCUCGCUCUUGGUAGGGGAAAGAAGUUGGUGGACGUGCGGAAGGUGUACUACGGCGGAAACGUGCAUUGAUACACCACCUAGCCGGCCAACUUAAGUGUAUAAAUAUUAUGCGGGUGAAAAGCCUACAUUGAUAUAAAUGAAGUUAAGAAGUUAAAAUAAGCCAAC